AUGACAUUAUUUCAGAGUUCUGAGAAAGCUAAUGAUCCACUUGAUUCUUCACAAGAUCGUGGGAAGGAGUUCAAAACUGAAUCUCUUUUAUGUCGCCUGAAGUAUCAGAAUAAUUUGCCAGAGCUCCCUUUCGACCCUAAAUUCUUAAUAUAUCCUCUCGAACCUUCCAGAUUCCUUCAAUAUGUGGCUACCUCUCUGGAAAGGAAUUAUAAGCAUGAAUUACUCACGGAAACAGAUGUGGGAGUUGAGGUUGACUUAAUUGAUCCUGAUGUUUUUCGAAUUGACAAAAGAGCGACUCUUCAUCCGGAUGAUGAACGACUCUUGGAAGAUGAGGCUCCUACUUUUGUCAAUGCACGUAAAUCUAGACAUCAAAAGUCAGUGUCCUGGCUGAGGAAAACAGAAUAUAUAUCUACUGAGCUUUACAAUCGUUGGAACAAAUCUGAAAAGGUGGAGUCCAGACUUGGGUACAAUGUUAAACGCCAUCUCAAUGAAGAGAUCGUGUAUCGUGAUCGCGAAAGCCAGAUCAACGCCAUUGAGGAAACGUUCAAAGCAGCUGAAAAGCCUAUUCAUAAGCAUUAUAGUAAACCAAACGUCCACGCUUUGGAGGUACUUCCAGUAUUACCGGACUUCACAUUAUGGAGAUAUCCAUGUGCACAGGUUAUUUUUGAUGAUGAUCCUUCUCGUAAAAAUAAAACUACCACCGAACAAAAGGAGGAGGUGAAUCAAGCAAUGAUUCGUGGUAUGGUAGAUGAAUCUGGCGACCAUUUCGUUGCUUACUUCCUACCAACUGAACAGACUAAACAAUUACGUCGUUUGGAUGCUGAAAAUCAAACACCAUAUACUGAAGAUGCUGCCUAUGAAUAUGAACUUACACGAGAGUACAAUUGGAAUGUCAAAAAUAAAACUAUGGCCAAUUAUGAAGAAAAUUAUUUUUUCUGUUUUCGUAAAGAUGGAGUUUACUAUAACGAAUUAGAGACCAGAGUCCGUCUCAGUAAACGACGUAAAUUAAACCAGUCUGGUACUAAUGUUGGCGCUCUACAAGCCCCCAAAACUCGUUUGAUUGUUCAUCAUCGAGAUUUCACAGAUGAAGAAUUGAAGGCUCAAACUGACCGUUUAUAUAUGCUUGAACAUGAUGUUGAAGGUGACGAAGAUGAUGAAGAAAAUGCAGAUGGUGAUGAAAAUGAUGCUGAUGAAGAAACAAUGAACAAUGAAAGAGAGGCCAAUCGUAAGACUAAUUAUAACGGUAGUGACGACGAAGAAGAGGCAGAGGAUGGAAUUAGCGAUGGUCAAAACACUGAGGCUGGAGAAGAAGCAGAGGAGGAAGCGGAAGUCGAGGAAGAAGAUGAAGAGGUCGAAGAAACACAAAUCGGUGAAACUAAAAAACGUUUCCAAUCUAAUGAUAACUAUAAUCGUUCUAAAACAUCUCAUCAUUCUGAUGAAGAAACUGACUUAAGUGACCUAAGUGAUUAA
Schistosoma rodhaini is the source of this 1470-nucleotide messenger RNA. Lineage: Eukaryota; Metazoa; Platyhelminthes; Trematoda; Strigeidida; Schistosomatidae. The record is from the annotation of a GenBank genome assembly.